UUCCCUCCCUCCCUUCUACUUUCCCUCCCUCCCUCACUCCCUCCCUCCUUCCCUCUCUCCCUCCCUCUCCAUCCCUUCUCCUUCCCUCCUUACCUCCCUCCCUCCCUUCUCAUUAUUCCCUUUAUUGGCAUUUUUCCAUCCCUCCAUAAUUCCCUUUAAAAAAAUUUUUGUUUGUCUAAAAUGAAGGUUUUUGCUUUUAAAUAUGCUCCCGUUUUUGUCUGCCUUCUAGCUCUAUUUAUAAUUUGUGAGAUUGUAAAUUAUUCUGAAGGAUUUCCAACGGGAACAUUGUUUCGAGAGAAACGGGCCAAUGGUGGAAACGGAAAGUCUUUAUCCAAGCAGGAGAAUAAGCUUGGAGGUAAAAAGAAAUCCUUCAAGAAAAAUGGAAGUGGCGGGAUUGUUGGAACACUUAAAAAUGCGAAGAAAAGUUUAGAUAACAAGAGUAUUAGUGGAACAACGGCUAUAGGAGUAGCAUUGGCAGGUGUAGCCGCUGGAACGCUUGUUGGGACGGUGGGUGGUAGAGUUAUAGAAAAGAACCAGCAAGAAGCUGUUCAACAAUUUCAACAAUAUAAUGGUGGUGGAUUUGUUCCUAAUUAUCCGCUACCUGCAAUUAUGCCGCAACAAUUUAUGCCCCCGAUGAUACCUUCUUACUAA
Messenger RNA from Meloidogyne enterolobii, 651 nucleotides. The record is from the annotation of a GenBank genome assembly. Lineage: Eukaryota; Metazoa; Nematoda; Chromadorea; Rhabditida; Meloidogynidae.